Molecule: messenger RNA, 1062 nt
Organism: Ramularia collo-cygni
Lineage: Eukaryota; Fungi; Ascomycota; Dothideomycetes; Mycosphaerellales; Mycosphaerellaceae
Product: related to endo-polygalacturonase 6
Exons: 3
Coding region: 1-1062 (353 amino acids)
Molecular function (GO): oxidoreductase activity, acting on the CH-CH group of donors, NAD or NADP as acceptor
Source: RefSeq, a predicted model, not a curated record
AUGGUAUCAACACGCCAAUGGCAACUUGCUCACAAGCCUCGCGAUCAACCACAACUCGAUGGUCCUGAGCAGACCUUCAAGUUGGUGGAGAAUGUACAGCUCCCAGAGCUCAAGGAUGAUGAGGUUCUCGUGAAGCUACUCUCACUUUCCAACGACCCUGCUCAAAGAGGAUGGAUCGAUCCAGAUAUUGCUGAAGACAGACUCUAUWUUCCUCCUGUUAAGCUUGGAGCACCAAUGUCUGCUCGUGGACUAGCAGAGGUCGUUGAGUCAAAGUCCUCCAGCUACAAAAAGGGCGAUACUGUGCUCGCGUCGACGGGAUGGUCAGAGCUAGCAGUUGUGCCUGCCAAGAUGUGCCAGCCUGCGAACGAUCUUCCUGGUGGGAUGAGCAAGACUCAUUACUUGGGCGCUUUAGGAGGCACUGGUUUGACUGCAUACUUUGGUCUUACGGAAGUUGGCAAGGCAAAGGCCGAAGACAACGUUGUUGUCUCUGGAGCCGCGGGUGCGACAGGCUCAAUGGCAGUCCAGAUCGCGAAGAAAAUCAUCGGCUGCAAGAAAGUUGUUGGAAUUGCAGGAACAGACGCCAAAUGCAAGUGGGUUGAGAGCAUUGGAGCCGACAAGUGCCUCAACUAUAAAAGCCCAACUUUUGCCGAAGAUUUCAAGAAGGAAUUCCCUGACAAGUCCAACUACGUCGAUGUUUACUAUGACAACGUUGGCGGCGAAAUUCUCGACCUGGCACUCUCUCGUAUGGCCAUGAAGGGCCGCGUUAUCGCUUGCGGAUCCAUCAGCAGCUACAACACUGCCUCGGAGCGCACCACUGGCCUCAAGAACUGGUUCGAGAUUGUGAUCAUGCGCGUCACUGUUCAAGGUUUCAUCGUACUUGACUACAUGAAGGACUUCCCAAAGGCGAUCGAGGUUUUCAAGAAGGCACUUGCAGAGGGCAAGCUGGACAUCGGUGGCGGCGAGACUGUUGUCAAGACCAAUUUCGAAGGCAUCCCAAAGACCUGGCUGCAGCUCUUCAGUGGCAGCAACCAAGGCAAGCUCAUCACCCAGAUCUCGGAGUGA